Molecule: messenger RNA, 1875 nt
Organism: Drosophila virilis
Lineage: Eukaryota; Metazoa; Arthropoda; Insecta; Diptera; Drosophilidae
Product: DNA-directed RNA polymerase II subunit Rpb4
Biological process (GO): chromatin remodeling; regulation of transcription by RNA polymerase II; transcription initiation at RNA polymerase II promoter
Cellular component (GO): nucleus; SAGA-type complex; RNA polymerase II, core complex
Molecular function (GO): chromatin binding; transcription coactivator activity; zinc ion binding
Source: RefSeq, a predicted model, not a curated record
CAGUGUUGCAGGUCGCUCAAAUACUAAAAUACGUCGUUUACGAGCACAAGCGACAUUUUCGCCAUCCCUGGUUCAUUAAAAAAGCGGCAUUGGGAGGAAACAAAUCGAAUCUGUUGAGAAAUUAUUUAUUAAUAUUAUCGCACAACACAAAAAGCAAAGUAAGCCAGCAUGUCGUUCAUGAACCCAGUGGAUAUGGUGGAUGAAGAUGCCGCGGACUUGCAGUUUCCCAAAGCAAAGCCUAGCACACAACAGAUUCAGCGCUCCACAGCAAAAUUUGCCCGCGCACGCACUGAUCAAAAAACAAAGCGUUCAAUAGUAUUUUUUAAUGCUCAGGCAUUUCACAAGAGAUUGGAGGAAAUAGCUUCCAGCGUGGAUCAUAGUGCUCCGAGGACAAGGCACCCAGCCGGGCCCACUUGUGCGACUUGUCGUUGUAGCCUCACAGAACCGUACAUCAAGUGCUCCGAGUGCCUUGACGUCUUGGUCUGCUUGCAGUGCUUUGCAAGAGGUCGCCAAAUUGGCGCCCAUCGCAACUGCCACGCCUAUAUUAUAGUACGGGAUGAUAUUCAGGUAUUUUCCACCGAGCCCGGUUGGUCGGCACGGGAUGAGCGCUCCCUGUUACAGGCUCUGCGCACGCACGGCUACGGCAACUGGGAUGCUAUCGCGGAUGCCCUCGAGCGGCGGCAUAAGCCCGAGGAGAUACGGAGGCACUAUCAUGAUUGUUACUUUGGUGGCAUCUUUGAACGGCUGUUGGGUUUGCAGCAUGCCCAAAACUGUUACCUGCCGGAGCGUAUGCCGUAUGUGUUCAAAAUGAGAUCCCUCGAGCCGCCGCGCCAUGAUGACAUUGCAUCUAUGCAGUUCAAGCUGAAUGCCGGCUAUCGCUGUGCCCGUGGCGACUUUGACACGCCCUACGAUGCCUCUGCGGAGGGUCUGCUGUCCAUAAUGGUGGAUCAGCAACGUGUUGGCGCAGAUGAUGAGCCUGAAAGUGAAUCACCCGACAAGGAGCUGGUCGACGAACUGCAGUGCGCACUUGUCCGUGCCUAUAACAAUCGCCUGAGAGAACGCCAGCGACGCUACAAAGUUAUGCGUGAUCAUGGCCUCAUCAUGCCCAAUCGCACGGUCAGCUGGAUAUCCAAGUAUGUGAGUGCGUUCCGUAGCGAUGCCAGCUGCAUGCGUUUCCUCGCCCUAAUGCAAGUCUGUGAGCCCACCGAAUUUGACCUGCUGGUGGAGUCGCUGAGCUACUUUCGCCAACUACAGAACCGGCUCCAUUGGCUCCACGACAUACGCCAACAUGGUGUACGCACACUCUACGGCGGCGGACUUUAUACGCGCCUCUACAAGCAGCGCCAGCAGGCUCAGCGAGAUUAUGCGCGACAAUGGCAAAACGAUGCCCACGACUGGCAACAAUUGGUGCAUCAUUACGAAAACAAUCAAAAUGCUGGCCAGCUGCCGCAGGGCAGCAGCUCUAGGGUAUAUAUGUUGUAUCCACGUCGCAAGGCAAGCCCCAUGGAAAUUUCGGAUCUGCCCGGUUACUCCAAGCUGGAUGCUGGAGAACGUAAUCUUUGUAGCGUGGCACGUCUGAUACCGCAGGCCUAUUUGGAGUAUAAAAAUCAACUGAUUGCCGAGCAGGCCAAGCUGGGGCAUCUGCGGCUGGGCGAUGCACGGCGGCUGAUUAAGAUCGAUGUGAACAAAACGCGACAGAUUUAUGAUUUCUUGGUGGAAAAUGGCCACAUACGACCGCAUUCUUUUGGCUAGGAGUUUUCCUAGCUUUACUUUUCGUUUCACUUAGUUUGAAAAUGCCGAAACGCUGCUCAUAUCGGAGGUGCACAUGCUGCUUGAUCAUCGCAAGCGGCAAAACGAAUCCGCCGACGAGGAACA